AUGGGCUCAUCUAAUCCAUCAGUAUUUACGGCGGCUCUUGUCGCUGCCGCACCCGAGGAUCCCUUGUUUGGUCUUAUGAAGGCCUUUCGAGAAGACCCCUCACCUAACAAGGUCGAUCUGGGUAUUGGUGCCUACCGUGACGAUAACGCAAAGCCCUGGGUUCUCCCGGUCGUCAAGAAGGCCGAUGACGCUAUCCACAACGAUCCUACUCUCAACCACGAAUAUCUCUCCAUUGGUGGUCUCGCCGACUUCACCUCUGCAGCUCAGAAACUCAUCGUCGGCGCAGACAGCCCUGCCAUUCGUGAAAACCGAAUUUGCACGUUGCAGACCAUCUCUGGCACCGGCGCCGUCCAUCUAGGCGGCCUCUUCCUCGCCAGGUUCCACCCCCACAAGCCCACAGUCUACCUCUCAAACCCAACAUGGGCGAACCACAACCAAAUUUUUACAAACGUCGGCCUACCGCUUGCCCAUUAUCCCUACUUUGACGCCAAGACAAAAGGCCUUGACUUCACCGGCAUGAUCGCAGCAUUGGAAGAAGCACCCCACGGCUCCGUAGUCGUUCUACACGCCUGCGCGCACAACCCAACAGGCGUCGACCCCACCCAAGAACAAUGGAAGCAGAUCGCCGCGGUCAUGCGCUCGCGUUCGCACUUCCCCUUCUUCGACACCGCUUACCAAGGCUUCGCAUCCGGCGACCUGGUCCGCGACUCCUGGUCCAUCCGCUACUUCGUCGAGCAAGGCUUCGAGCUGUGCGUCGCGCAGUCCUUCGCCAAGAACUUCGGUCUCUACGGCGAGCGCACCGGCGCCUUCCACUUCGUCUCCGCGCCCGGUCCGGACGCCGCGGCUGCCUCCUCUCACAUCGCCUCCCAACUGGCUAUCCUGCAGCGCUCGGAGAUCUCAAACCCUCCUGCUUACGGUGCGCGCAUUGCUAGUCGCGUGCUCAAUGACCCUGUUCUCUUUAAGGAAUGGGAGGCAGAUCUGCGCACGAUGAGUGGGCGGAUCCUGGAUAUGAGACAAGGGUUACGGGAUCGUCUUGAGAAGCUUGGUACGCCUGGUUCGUGGGAUCAUAUUACCUCGCAGAUUGGGAUGUUCAGUUUCACGGGUCUCUCAGUGGAGCAGGUCUUAACGUUGCGCUCGAAGUGGCACAUCUACAUGACAAAGAACGGCCGCAUCUCAAUGGCCGGCUUGAACUCGAAUAACAUCGACUACUUCGCGGAGGCGGUUGAUAGUGUUGUUCGCGAGUCUGCUUUGUGA
Messenger RNA from Penicillium roqueforti, 1254 nucleotides. Its product is annotated as aspartate aminotransferase. The transcript has 4 exons. Gene Ontology annotation, cellular component: cytosol. The record is from RefSeq and is a predicted model, not a curated record. Gene Ontology annotation, biological process: L-aspartate biosynthetic process. NCBI's taxonomy places the organism in Eukaryota, Fungi, Ascomycota, Eurotiomycetes, Eurotiales, Aspergillaceae. Bases 1 to 1254 code for a protein of 417 amino acids. Gene Ontology annotation, molecular function: pyridoxal phosphate binding; L-aspartate:2-oxoglutarate transaminase activity.